Triticum aestivum (bread wheat) is the source of this 1739-nucleotide messenger RNA. RefSeq lists its product as uncharacterized. Lineage: Eukaryota; Viridiplantae; Streptophyta; Magnoliopsida; Poales; Poaceae. The transcript has 6 exons. The record is from RefSeq and is a predicted model, not a curated record. Gene Ontology annotation, biological process: lipid catabolic process. Bases 226 to 1557 code for a protein of 443 amino acids.
GAUCCCCCGUCUUUGACUUGUAGUUGCAGGUUGCAAUCGCAGCUGCUUCCGAAACUCUUGCCUCGACACAAAGAAAGGUAGCUGCAUCUGGUUUCGCCGCUUUGCUGCUGUUCGUCUGGGCGCUACCUACUCGUCGUCUCCGAUGCCUCUCCUCCUGCUUCAAGUCCUGCCAUUUGUGGGCGUCGUCACACCACUGAACCGUGAGCUCCCACCGACGUGGAUGUGAUGUCCAUCGCGUGCUGCUUGCCAGUGGUGGAGUGCGUGUACUGCCUGGCAUGCACGCGCUGGGUGUGGCAGCGCUGCCUCCACACCACCGGCUACGACAGCGAGACCUGGGGCCUCGCCUCGCCGGGGGAGUUCGAGCCCGUGCCGCGGCUAUGCCGCUUCAUCCUAGCCGUCUACGAGGACGACCUCGAGACCCCGCAGUGGGCGCCUCCGGGCGGCUACGGCAUCGAGCCCCGGUGGGUGGUGCGGCGGAGGACGCCCGAGCACACCCACGGGCGCGCCCCGACCUACCUGCUGUACGUCGACCACCGGCACGCGGACGUCGUGCUCGCCGUGCGCGGCAUGGACAUGGCCAAGGAGAGCGACUACGCCGUGCUGCUGGACAACAGGAUCGGCCAGGCGGGCUUCGACGGCGGCUACGUGCACAACGGCCUGCUCAAGGCCGCCGAGUGGGUGCUCGACGCCGAGUGCGACGCGCUGCGGGACCUCCUGGCCACCAACCCCGGCUACACGCUCACGUUCGCCGGGCACUCCCUCGGCUCCGGCGUCGCGGCCAUGCUGGCUCUGCUGGCGGUGCGCGACCGGGACCGGCUGGGCGGCGUGGAGAGGAGGAGGGUACGGUGCUUCGCCAUGGCGCCUCCCAGGUGCAUGUCGCUCAAUCUGGCUGUCCGUUAUGCCGACGUCAUUAACUCGGUUAUUCUUCAGGAUGAUUUUCUGCCUCGCACCGACAUUCCUCUGGAAGACAUUAUCAAGUCACUUUUCUGUUUGCCAUGCCUUCUGUGUGGGAACUGCCUGAUAGCUACAUGCAUACCUGAAAGUGUCAUGUUGAGAGAUCCAAGGCGUCUCUACGCACCCGGCCGGCUUUACCACAUUGUAGAAAGGAAGCCUUUCAGAUGUGGAAGAUAUCCGCCUGCCGUUAGAACAGCAGUGCCAGUGGAUGGCAGAUUCGAGCACAUAGUUCUUUCUUGCAACGCAAUUUCUGACCAUGCCAUUAUCUGGAUAGAAAGGGAAGCCCAAAGAGCAGUGGAUUUGAUGCUGGAGAAUGAGAGGACCAUGAAAGCGCCGGAAAAUCAAAGGAUGGAUGGCGAAACCGCGGCAACAAGGGAUCACAUUGAGGAGCAGCAGGCGGCCCUGAGGCAUGCUGUCACGCUAGGGAUCGCAGAUGUUAACCUGCCGUCAACAUACGGAACAUUCGACGAAAAUGCAACUCCGGAGGAGCGCCAGGCAUCGCCGGUGCUGCUUGACAGUGGCAGGCGCAGAAUGGUUUGGAAUGAGUGGAUCGCGAGGAUAUUUGAGAAGGAUGAAUCCGGGCAAAUGGUUCCACGGAGAUAGAUGAUGGUGCAUGUCAGUGGACGGAAUUAUGCGUCAGAAGUAGAAAAAUUCAGACAUUCAAUUCUUGGUAUGCAGUGCAUGCUGUCACGUGUUCGAGCAUGUUUUUUUUUUUUGAAACGGAGGCAAAAGCUUUGCCUCAUCCAUUAAAUAAGAGAGAAUAGAGUUUGUUACAAGUCACUCAA